UUUUCCCACAAUUUUACACUGAUGAUAAUUUGACACGAAGGUUCUGUUUUGACUAGACUAUUUUGAAAGUUCAUGAAGCCACCAGCUAUUAAUGCGGACAUAAAUGAAGUUACGGGAAAAUUUUGAAUGGAACUAUUAUAUUGACUAACAGAAACACUUUCUAAAAUCAAACUGCUUCAUUUUUCAUCCUUUGUAGUUUUGCAUUCAUCAAUGGUGACAUGUAUUUGCAAAGAAAUCAAUGAAAAUAAAACAUUUUACUCAUUAUGUAAAUAAAGCAUUUAGACAUUUAUGUUUUCAGUGAUACAUCAGUUUUUCACUCUUUAUAAAUUAUUAAUAAUAGUUUCAGGUUCAAUCAAUAUGAUUUAGAAAAUCAUCCGGAUAUAGUGGUACACGUGUAACAGAAUACCUAAAUCUAUCUGUAAGUCAAUAUUUGCUCAAAGCAGGAAGGUUUCGUGUUCAUAUUUAAACGGGGUAGAGAAAGGAGACAGGAUUUGUGAUACACAAACAAAUAAACUUGAAACAUGAAAUAUUCUGAAGGAUCCUGUAUUGACACGACGAAUUCAUACACAGGAGAACGGCACAUCGUCUUUCAUAUCUAAGGUUGUCUCUUGGCACACGUGAAUAUCGUGCUACCAAUGAUCAACACAGACAGAAUGUGGAUCGUAAGAACUCGACAGUUCCGGGCUCUGGUUGUUAUAUCUCUGGCACUGGUAGUUUUAGUCUUUCUGGUUCGUCGCCAUGGAAACUCGGAGCCAGAGAUCCCAUCAAUACGAGUAAAAAAAGCUCUGGACUUAUCUACACUGACUUUGAACGCGACAAUGGAAAGAAAAUUAAAAGAGGAAUAUGGACUACUGCAAACAAAAAGUCGGGGUGCAACAAUAUUUGUAGACGACCAGGGCCGAGUUCGUGUCCCACCACCUUUUAUACUCGAGUUAAUGCAAUUUCGAGAUUUGGAAGAGCAAUAUCACAGGUACAUAGAAAGUAUCCAAGUUCCAUGUACGCGCCAAAUUCACCUUGGCAACCAUCAAGAUGGCGGCUAUGACUUGUGUGAAAAUCAAGAUGUGGUACCCUCAAAGCCUUGUGUCGUGUAUUCCUUUGGUGUACGAACAGACUUUUCGUUUGAUGAGGAACUGAGUAAGCUGUAUGGGUGUAUAAUACAUAGCUUUGAUCCAGCGAACGGUAUGGCCGACCAUCAGCAUUCCCCUGCUGUAUAUUUCCACUCGAUGGGGUUGUGGAAAACUGAUGAAGUAAUGAACACUAACUGGAAAAUGAAAACUUUAAACAGUAUAAGAACAGAAUUAGAUCACCAAAAUUCAAAUAUAGCUAUGAUGAAGAUUGACAUAGAGGGUGCAGAAUGGGAAGCAUUGCCAGAAAUGCUUAAAAGUGGGGCACUCAAAGGGAUCAAACAAUUGAUAAUGGAAUUUCAUAGCUGGGUGGAUCUUCCGCCAUGGCAGUUAGACCACAGAAAUAAAAAAGACUACAGACAUCAUUUGAAUGUGUUACGAGGACUCUAUGAUGAGGGAUUUAGAAUUUUCUUUUUUAAACGGUUUCCAGGGUAUUGUUGUUUAUACGAGGACGAAUUUAAUGUUUCAAGAACAGGUUGCCAUGAAAUUCACAUGAUGAGAGUUAGUAGUUAAAUCAUAAAUGUAAAAUGCACUGAGAGAUGUGAUAGGAAAUACGAAAGCAUUGGUUCUUUCUUACGUUGCGUCGAUGAAGGCGAAGCAGACUGUACAUUUCAGUCGUUCUGUUUAUGAGAAAACCAUAAUCAAAAUAUCAAAUGAAUGCAUCUUUUUUUCACGGGCCUCUUCACGACAUCAAGAUGCAUAGCAUAUUUUAAAUCAUGUCAUUAGUCAAUCAGUUUUAAAGAUAACAUUUAUUUUAACAAUAGCAUGUGAUGAUUGAAAUGUUGAACAUGGAUAAACCAUAUAUGCAAUCGUUUUGAUACCAAGUAAAAUGUUAGUCCAGUAGGUUUUUUGACAAUCUGAUGGACAACUGUAUAUACUAACGUCCAAGUUACGGACCUACCGAUUAUCGGCUUUGGGAGUGCAGUUUUUAAGUGUUACAUUUUACAUUUACUACGUAUGUGUGUACAAUCAUAAUAACUUUUGCUUGAUCCGUCAGUCCGUACCGGAGUUUUUCGUGAAUCCGACUCCAAAUUUAAGUUACACACCAAUGUCAAUCAAACAUGUAUUUCUAGUCCAUAAUCAAAUAAUGUUUAUGUUAUAUAUUUUUUCUACAUUAGUAUUUAUUCAAAAUUAAAAAUAUCAUUAAAAAACUUAACUCCGUCAUAGAUGUAAAUUAUUGCUGUUACUUUUUAGGGAGAGGAACUAUAUAAGUUUUCUUUCGUUCUAAUCCCUUUCGUGCUUGUGUGAUUUAUGUAUAAUUGUAAAAUUCUGACUUGAUGUUGAUUUCGAAAUAAAUAUGUUUACACUAAA
Messenger RNA from Mercenaria mercenaria, 2435 nucleotides. Its product is annotated as probable methyltransferase-like protein 24. The transcript is spliced from 8 exons. NCBI's taxonomy places the organism in Eukaryota, Metazoa, Mollusca, Bivalvia, Venerida, Veneridae. Bases 636 to 1637 code for a protein of 333 amino acids. The record is from RefSeq and is a predicted model, not a curated record.